This is a messenger RNA of Daucus carota subsp. sativus, 1735 nucleotides long. RefSeq names its product UPF0496 protein At3g49070. Lineage: Eukaryota; Viridiplantae; Streptophyta; Magnoliopsida; Apiales; Apiaceae. The transcript has 2 exons. The record is from RefSeq and is a predicted model, not a curated record. Bases 342 to 1430 code for a protein of 362 amino acids.
AUUUAGAAAAGUAGUACAGGAGUAGAAUUGUUGCAUAUAUAUGGGAUUGGGUCGAGUACUCGGCAGAAAUUGGAUUUGCUUGUAAGUAUCAACAACUUAAUUUACACUACAAGGUUAAUUUGGGCUCUCCACUAGUAUUAAAACAAUUCUUCCAAGCUAGCUUUCUUACCAUUUUAAUCUUAUAAGAAUCCUCCGUUUCUUCAACUAGUCCUUCCCAAAGGUACUGUUCUUCUGCCACAGUAAACACAGUUGCAUAUAUUUCCGCCACAUUACGCGCAUAGGCACACACUAACAAAUUUCUAACCUCAAUCGCAGGUUGGAAAUUAUCAAUUACAAGGAAUAUGGGAUUACGCUCAAGAAUUAAGAAAAUGAUAGCAUGCAAUGGAGAAACUCAAAUGGAAACUCAAGAAGAUUCAGUAGAACUAGACCUCCGAGAAGAGUAUGCUAAUGCAUUUCGGACUGAAUCAUACAUCGACUUCUGGACAUGUGUUAUCUCGCUGAAAGAUGGCGGAGCUUCUGCAAAAUCUAAACCAAUCAACUCAACCACAGCUGCUCGGCUGCCAUCUUACCGCCUGUUUGCAGAACAUCUCCUAAACCCCGAUCAGCCCACCGUUAUCCAAAUCCUCAACCUGGCCCCUAUUAAACCUAAAAAUCAUUCACUUCUGCUAGACUACUUCUUAGAAACUUCAAAUGCUUCUAUCUUAUGUGGAAUUCUGUUAAAAGACAUUGGUCAUGUUCGUACAAGAUAUAGCUCUCUGAAACUCAUUCUGAAAUCUCUCGAAACGCCUUCUCAGAUGACUCACUUGCCUCUAAUUCUGACUCAGUUAAAUGACUUUUGUCAGACCUCAAAUCCGUUUAUUAAAUCACCUUCUUCUCCUCAUAACAUACAAACCCUGCAAACUAGUUGCUUCAAUCUGCUUAAAAGACUCGAGGUUAACAGAGACAAAACUCGAUCUAAACUCCGUACACUCAGCAAAAUAAAACUAGGCUCAGCUAUCAUUUUAAUAACAAUAACAGCCUCACUAACAAUUAUCAUAGUUGCUCACGCACUAGUAGCGUUAAUGGCUGCGCCAACUAUUGUGUUGACCACAGCUUCAACUAAACAGCUGGCUAAAUGGUCAGCUCAGGUUGAUGUGGCAGCUAAAGGAACUUAUAUAUUAAGCAGGGAUCUGGACACAAUAAGUCGGCUUGUGGCUCGACUGGGCGAUGAGUUGGAGCAUAUGCGAAAGAUGGUGAGGUUCUGGCUAAAGAGAGGAGAAGAUCAGCUUCAAGCUAGCGGAGAGGUGGCACGCCAGCUCAAAAAGAAUGACCUCAGCUUUUGCUCACAGCUUGAUGAACUAGAGGAACAUCUGUACCUAUGUUUCAUGACUGUUAAUAGAGCUAGAAAUCUCGUCAUUAGAGAGAUAAAUGAUCCAGAUACAACCAGCUGACAAUUAGUUACAACUCUUUUAGUGAAAAAUCUUGGAAUCAUUAACAAUACUGGUAUUUAUAUAUAAUUAUAUACUAUUAGUUGCAAACACAAAACUUAAUGUCAUAUAUGUUAUGUUAUUUAUUCCAUAUCACUAUCCUUAUUUUAAAAGCACCAGAAAAAUUAAUCAGAGGCUAACGUUGUUGUUGUAUUUGGUUGGGGUGAAUGAAUAUGGAAGAAAUGGAAUGAAAUUUGCACUAUAUUAUGGGCAAAUGUUUAUAAAUUUCAUUCCUUCCUUCAUUUCAUUUCUUACACCCUAUGCUAGAG